Messenger RNA from Blepharisma stoltei, 940 nucleotides. The record is from the annotation of a GenBank genome assembly. Lineage: Eukaryota; Ciliophora; Heterotrichea; Heterotrichida; Blepharismidae.
AUGGAACCAAACAAUCAAAAUCAAGCACUUCUUCCACAUCAAGAAAAUUACCAAGUCGGAACUUAUCCUCCCAACCCUGAUCAGAUGAACUAUCAAAGCCAAAACCCUGCUCAAAUGCAGAACCCUAGCUACCCUUAUCAGCCAGCCCCUGUGAUUGGAUAUGGAAAUCCGGCACAAGGCGGCAUGGGACCUCCUCCACAAAACUACUAUCAGCCUGGGAUGGGUCAGCAAGCCGGAUAUCCUCACUCUCCCCCUCCGUAAGCGAACAAAAACUAUUGGAAAAGUCCCUAUUUUUUGCCCAAAAACCCACAAUAAGAAUUUUUUUAAUAGAAAAAUUUUUUAUGAAAAAAAAAAAAUUUGAUAUAUAAGUGAUAAUUAGUAUAAUUAAAUCUAUAGCUAAUUCUGUUUAAUUUUAAACAAAUUCGUUUAAAACAUAAAUUUUACCAAUUAAAUUAAUAUUUGCUUUCCAAUUUUUGUGAAUUAGGAUUUUUUAAAAUUUCAUAAAAAAAUUUUUUCUAUAAAAUUUAUAUUUUUAAAAAAAAAAUUAAUCCCCUCCUUGAGCGAACAAGAUUAUUUUUGUUCGCUCACGGAGGGGGGGAGUCAGUAUGCUGGCAUGCCCAAUUAUCCCAAUCAGAAUUAUUCUCCUCAAGCAAAUCCAGUCGUAAUAGUUCAAGGAGGAGAUGCAACUGGAGCAGUGCAAGUAGGAGCACCAGGGAGAUGGGGAAAUAGUCCUCAGCAGGCUUUUUGUCCAAGCUGUAAUAGAUAUAUUGUUACUAAUAUCAGAUAUCAGCCUGGAGCAGUGGCCUGAAUUUUUUGCAUCAUUAUAUUCUGCGUGUUCUGGCCGCUCAGCUGUUUGCCUUUUUGUUUCACACCUUGUAUGGACGUCGUCCACAGAUGUCCUCACUGCUUUGUGGUUUUGCAUACUAAGUCUGCUAUGUAG